This is a messenger RNA of Ilex paraguariensis (yerba mate), 1794 nucleotides long. NCBI's taxonomy places the organism in Eukaryota, Viridiplantae, Streptophyta, Magnoliopsida, Aquifoliales, Aquifoliaceae. The record is from the annotation of a GenBank genome assembly.
CACUGUUAUUCCCAUCGUCUUCCCCACUGAAACAAUCCCAACGAUCCUUCCCCAUUCCCCACAGUUCACACCUCACUCUCUGAAUCACUGAAAAAAUGGGAAGCAUAAACAACAAGGGCAGACUAUUUGGACCUCAACACCAUACAACGCCCUGCACCCGCACUCACCAGAUCGGUGCCCUAGCCCUCAUAAUUGUCACCUUCUUCGUCACCAGACUGUUCGAUCAGUCAUCAUUGAACUCUUGCUCCUACUUUUCAUCUUUCAGUGAUCAAUACGGGUCCAGGAACGACGUCGUUCGGUUCUCCGGCGGUGGAAGUGGAAAUUCCAUCUCGUGGCCCCACAGGGGGUAUGGGUCCCACCUGUCCCUGAAGAUCUACGUCUAUGAUGAGAACGAGAUCGAUGGGAUCAAGGAAUUGAUGUACGGACGGGACGGGAAGAUCUCGGCUGGGUCUUGUCUCAAGGGCCAGUGGGGAACUCAGGUAAAAAUACACAGGAUGCUUUUGCAAUCGAGAUUUCGUACCCGGAAGAAAGAGGAAGCUGAUCUGUUUUUUGUGCCGGCUUAUGUUAAAUGUGUCCGCAUGAUGGGUGGUCUCAAUGAUAAAGAGAUCAACACUUCUUAUGUGAAGGUGUUGAGUCAAAUGCCCUAUUUUAGGUUAUCUGGUGGACGCAACCAUAUAUUCGUCUUUCCAAGUGGCGCUGGAGCUCAUUUGUUCAGAUCCUGGGCAACCUAUUUGAAUCGUUCGAUUAUUCUUACUCCCGAGGGGGACCGAACAGAUAAGCGAGACACUAGUGCCUUCAAUACAUGGAAAGAUAUCAUCAUACCUGGAAAUGUUGAUGAUGGGAUGACUAGUCAUGGGGUUAGGCUGCUCGAGCCUUUGCCUUUAUCAAAGAGGAAGUAUUUAGCGAACUACUUAGGUCGAGCACAAGGGAAGGUUGGUCGUCUUCAGUUGAUAGAGCUUGCAAAGCAUUUCCCAGACAAGUUGGAAUCUCCAGAGUUGAAGUUUAGCGGCCCUGACAAACUGGGGAGGACAGAAUACUUUGAACACCUCCGCAAUGCCAAGUUCUGCCUGGCUCCGCGCGGCGAAUCAUCAUGGACGCUUCGCUUCUACGAAUCCUUUUUUGUGGUCUCUCUCUCUCUUUCUCAUGCACGCACUUACCCUCAUUCACUCACAUACUACCAUGUUGGGGCUUUAAAAUCAUACAACUGUUUUUGCUUAACAGGAGUGUGUGCCAGUGAUCUUAUCAGAUCAAUCAGAAUUGCCUUUUCAGAAUGUCGUUGACUACACCCAGAUAUCAAUCAAAUGGCCAUCCACUCGAAUAGGUCCCCAGCUUCUGGAAUACUUAGAGUCAAUACCAGAUCAAGAUGUAGAGAUGAUGAUUGCCCGGGGUAGAAAUGUGAGGUGCUUAUGGGUUUAUGCUCCGGAAUCAGAACCCUGCUCUGCAUUCAAUGCAAUUAUGUGGGAACUGCAGAGGAAAGUGAGGCAAUUCCACCAGUCGGCUGAGACAUUCUGGCUGCACAAUGGAUCUAUAGUUAAUAGAGAUUUGUCUGAAUUCAACAACUGGAAGCCACCCAUGCCUUUACCUUGACAAUGGUUUGGAAGAUUAUUUGAGUCCCAAUACUGUUUAUUUGCAGUUGUUUCAGAUCCAUUUUACUUUAACCAAUUUUCUUAUGCCCUCCAAUCUCAUUUUUAUCGUCUUGUAUCAAGUUGUAAAGAAUUUUUUCGGCUAUACAGAAUUUUUGUUUCCUUGUUACACGCAGGUAAUGUAUACAGAAAAAUGAUACCAGUAUGCCAU